Molecule: messenger RNA, 5232 nt
Organism: Knipowitschia caucasica
Lineage: Eukaryota; Metazoa; Chordata; Actinopteri; Gobiiformes; Gobiidae
Source: the annotation of a GenBank genome assembly
AUGCAGUCGAGGCGGUCAGAUGCAGUCGAGGCGGUCAGAUGCUGCAGUCGAGGCGGUCAGAUGCUGCAGUCGAGGCGGUCAGAUGCUGCAGUCGAGGCGGUCAGAUGCUGCAGUCGAGGCGGUCAGAUGCUGCAGUCGAGGCGGUCAGAUGCAGUCGAGGCGGGCAAAGUCCCAGGUGAAAAGAUGUCUGGCCUUUUCCUGUUGAUGCUCCUGCUUCCACUGCCUGAAGCGCUUGGUUUUAAAAUCUAUCGAAGUCCAGUGUGGAGUCAUCAGGAGAUCACAGUCACAGCCAUCCUCAAUGUGACUGCUCACGCCUGCCGAGCUGUGGCUGAAGCUGAGGGCCGCGCCUUCACUUUUCCAGAUUUCUACAGUCACAGCAACUGGAUUGAGAUGGGAAAUGACAGACCAAAUUCUAAUGUGAUCAGCAGAGACAGCAUUGGCACUAUCGCAGAAUCUAGUCAUGGACAUCUGCACGAUCAAGCAGCUCUGGUCGCUGUCGCUGCCACCUCUGAGCUCCUGAACGACAUCCGCAACGCUGCUGGAGACAAGGAGUUUCUACGCAUGUUGGGAGUUAUCUCUGGAAAAGCCUUAUGUUUUGUGAUCGACACAACCGGAAGCAUGGGGGAUGACAUCACAGCAGUGCGGGAAGUCACUUCAGAAAUAAUAAACACAAGAGUGGGAACAAAGAAUGAGCCAUCGGUUUAUAUUCUUGUGCCAUUUAAUGACCCAGAGUUUGGCCCCCUGAUAAGGACGACUGAUGCCAAUGAAUUUAAACAAGCCAUUAAUGCCUUGAUUCCUGACGGUGGAGGAGAUGCACCUGAAAUGUCACUUUCUGGAUUGCAGCUGGCUCUGACUGGUGCCCCUUUUGGUUCGGAGAUUUACCUCUUCACUGACGCGGCAGCAAAAGACUCUCAUCUGAAAAGUACAGUGACUGCAUUAAUCGAAAGGACAGGGUCAGUGGUGAAUUUCAUGAUUACUAGUUUUUCAAGUCUUCGUCGACGUAGAUCCAACAGUGGAGAUCAGCAGCGAGGGGCAGUUUUAUUGCGACUUGCCGUAUCAGAAAGCGAAGUGUACAAGGACCUGGCUGCUGCAUCAGGAGGCCAAGCUGUGGAAGUGACAAAGAAUCAGCUGCUGGAGGCGACCACUGCUGUUGUGGAGACUUCAGCCUCAAAUGUGGUGACCAUUCUGCAAGCUGUCCGGAACACAGGAAAUUCAGAAAACUUCACUUUUGCAGUGGAUGAAACUGUGACAAGCCUCACUAUCUACAUAACUGGGACCGGCAAAGACUUCACUCUCGUCAGCCCCUCAGGUGUGGUCCAGGAGGACACUGCCACAAACGGAUCACUCAUCACUUCAGUGGUGGCUGUUGGAAACCUUCAAGCUUCAAUGUUGAAAAUAGAAGUUGGAUCGUGGGAAAUCAGGAUGCGUUCCACAAGCCCCUACUCUAUGAAAAUCACAGCCCAGACCCCCAUAGACUUCUUCUUCAGCUUCAUGGAGCCAAUAGGUCAUCCUUUUGAGGGGUUCAUUUCUACUGAAAACCGUCCAAGAGCAGGAGCAAAUGCCACCAUGAGCGUAACACUCCUGGGCAGUGAUAUGUCCAGUGUGACAGAAGUCGAUCUUGUUUAUACAUUGGGGUCCGGACGAGUUAAAGGCACAGUCACGAGUCAGGGCGGGGGAGAAUACUUGGUCCAGUUUGACACCAUCCCAUCCCAGGAGUUUGCAGUGGUUGUGAAGGGGGAGACCAGUAACACAACCAGAGGGGCUGUGGAAACUUACCAGCGACAGUCUACCAUCAACAUCAAAGCCUCGUCCGUCUUGGUCACCAGUGAUGAAGAAAGCAAUGUUGUUGAACCAGGAUCCACCUUGUCUGUAAACUUCACUGUGUCCACCAAUGGUUCAGGAGGAAGUUUUAUCAUCAGAGCAACUAAUGACCAAAGCUUUAGUGCAACUUUUCCCUCAACUCUGGAGGUGGCGAGCGGUAACAGUACUGUUGGAACACUGCGGCUGAUGGCUCCCGCCAGCACGGAGUCUGGAACUGAAGUCACACUGACCGUGGAAGCCGAGGCUCCAGACGGAGACGUGAACUACGUCGUGUUAAGCAUCACUGUCCUGAAAGAGGUGACUGAUUUGACGCGUCCCGUGUGCGAGCUUCUCUCUCUGCGCGACAACUGCACGGUGGUCUGCAGCAACGACACCUGGGAGCUGAGCGUGCGCCUGAGCGACAACGUCAACGGCACCGGUCUGGACAGAGUUUUUCACCGCAAUGGAAACGGAACCUUCAACAUCACCGUGGACGCCGCCAACGACACCCUGGCGUCCUACGUGGCGUCCUGCUGCUCCCCCACCGUGGAGAUAGUGGCGGUCGACGCGGUGGGAAACGUAGGCUCCUGCUCCUUCACGACUCGAGUGGCGAGCGUCGUCCUUCUUCACAACCUCCAGAUCCUACAUCCAGGAGAUACUUUCACUCCGAUCGACAAGGAAUCCACGAGAGAUCCAACAAACUCAACUCAAAGCGCAAAGAGAACAGGUUCCAGAAUGACUUUGGGGUUCAUUGUUUUGAGCCUUCUGCUGCUGCCGACAGCGGUGACGGCGUUUCGUGUGGACCGAGAAAUCACAUACAAUCACCAGGAGAUUACAAAGAGAGCAAUCUUAGAAGUCACGGUAGAAGUGUGUCGCAGUGUGGCCGAGUCCAAUGGAAAAGCCUUCACUUUCCCAACCAAGCCUUACACUGUGGAGAGCGUGGCGGCAGCGUGUGACAUUAUGGACGGACUCAAGGCGUUCCACGAAAGCGUGAAGUCGAUCCUGAAUGUCAACAUUAAACUGGACAAAAGUGGACAGUUCGAAUCCAGCGGCCAUCACUUUCACAACGAGAUGUUCAACGCAGGACGUGACAUCAUCGCGGCGGGAUUAACAGCGGUGAAGGCCAACAACAAGAAAGGGAACGUGGAGACGGCCAAGCAGCAGCUGGGGAAAAUCACCCACACUCUGCAGGAUUUCUACAGUAACAGCAACUGGAUAGAACUCGGCAUGACAAGUCCAAAUGCUGAACUGCUGAAUGGAAAUGGCAACGUAGGAACUGUGGCAGCUCUGUCACAGGCCACAUGCAGAAACUGUAUUGGACAAUGUACCAACAACAUCUUAAACAACAUCAUCAGAGAUAAAAUCCUCACCUCCGGCUACUACACUGUGGCACCGGAUACCUCCAAACCCGCAGGAAAGUGCAGCAAUGGAAGCCCUAUGGAUGCUUCAAGGACAGUGAGCCCUACCGGAGGCAUCAACAAGGACACACCAGUUUCCAGUCACGGUCACCUCCACGAAGAAGCCGCAAACAUGGCUAUUUCGGCCACCGUCCAGCUCCUACAGGAUAUCCGAGCAGCAAGCGGAGAUGAAAACUUUUUACGGAUGAUUGGAGCCACGUCUGGGAAGCCUCUGGUCUUUGCCAUUGACACCACCGCUAGCAUGACGCAGGAUAUCAAGGCAGUGCAAGUUAUGACCGACACCAUUAUAAGCAACUCCAAAGCCGGGCUACAAGCAGAGCCUUCGGUGUACGUUCUGGUCACUUUCCACGACCCAGACCCCGCAACCAUUUUCAAAACUACAGAUUCUAAGGCGUUCACGGAUAAACUUGCUGAGUUGGUUGCGUCUGGUGGUGGCGAUAGAGAUGAAAACUCUCUCACAGGCCUGGAGUUGGCUCUGACAGGUGCUCCUCCUGGUUCAGACAUAUUUAUGUUCACCGAUGCUGGCGCCAAAGAUAAAAGCAAGAAAGACAGUGUCACGGCGUUGCUUGAGCAGACCAAGUCCACGGUGAACAUUGUGUUGACUGGGAACUUCGUGGAUGUGACGGAGUACAAAGCCAUAACUCAAGCUUCAGGCGGACAGUUGCUCUCGGUGCCAGUGAGCGACCUGGGAAAAGCCGCCGACCUCGUGUUUGACUCGUCCUCGGCCUCUUCUAUGGUCACACUUUUGGAUGAAACUAGAGAAUCAGGAAAGUCUGAAAACUUUACUUUCAUCAUGGACGAGACGACCAAAGACGUAAUGGUUUACGUCACUGGACCAGUCACUAGUGUCGAGUUUGUCGAUCCAUCAGGAGAUAAAACAGGAGAUGUAGUCGACACAAGUUCGAUCGUGGGAAACUUCAGAAGAAUCCACUUGAAAGAAGAAGUUGGAGAAUGGCAAAUGAGAGUAAAGUCUAAUUUCCCGUACACCGCCAAGAUUGUCGGGGACAGUCCAUUGGAUUUCAUCUACGAUAUCAUGGGACCAGCUCAGGGUCCUCUCGGAGGCACAGUUGCUCAAACCAAUCGUCCCAAAGCAGGCGAGAAAGCUAACGUGGAGCUGACACUGAUUGGGAGCGAGACUGCGACAGUGACCGAGGUGUCGCUGCUAACUCCAAAUGGAACUGUUGAAGGCAAAGUCACCAGUUUGGGGAACAAAGAAUACUCAGUGGAGUUUGAUCCGAUGCCAGCGGGAGAGAGUCGUCUGCUCGUGAAGGGAAAGACAGGCCAGGGCUCCUCCAAAACCUUUCAGCGACUUUCACCUGCAAAAAUCAUGACCUCCUCCAUCUCCGUUAUUGCAGAAGAGUCGAGCGGCCUGAUUGAACCCGGCGCGUCAGUAAAAAUGCCGUUCACCAUCUCCAGCCCCAAAAAAGGAGCCUACACGAUAAAGGCGUCCAACAACAAAGGGUUCCCCAUGACUUUCCCGACGCGGCUGGAGAUGGUCGGAAGCAGCAUCGGAGGCGAAGUCGUCCUCUCUGCCCCGAGUCUGGCUCAGUCCGGCUCCGAGGUCACCGUCACCAUCUCCGUGGAAGACGAAGGGAAAACAGAGAUGAACUACGCCAUCAGCAGCUUCACCGUGCAGAGAAAGGUAACAGACUUCACCAAACCAGUCUGUGAGAAGAUCAGUCAGACCAGCUGCCCCGAGAGCUGCUCCUCCUCCACGUGGGAGGUCAAAGUCCGAGUCACAGACGGCGAAGGCCUGGUGACCACCUCCCUCGCUCUGGGCAACGGGACCAUGACUCAUUUGCCGGGGUCAGACACGGUCACCUGCGUCACGUCCUGCUGUACGAAGGAAGUGGAGAUAGUGGCGGUGGAUAGCGUAGCUUCUCGACAAGAAGUGCGAGCCCAUCACAAUGACAGUGCCUCGAAAAGUAAGGAUCCAUUCUCUGCGUCUCUGUGUUUCCCAAACCGGGGUGUGGGCACCAACUACCAGAGGGAACUAGGAAUGGUUUCAGAUUAA